GUCGUUGUCAUGGUCACAAACGUGGUCGAGAGUGGCCGAACCAAGUGUGAUCAGUACUGGCCGGAUGCUGGUCAGAGCCUGUCCUUCCCUGCCGAUGGCACGGGCCCAGGUGCCACUGUGACCAACGUGGAAGAGUCAACGGCAUCUGCUUGGGUGAAGCGCGUCUUCACCAUCUCGGUCGCCAAUCAACCAGGCCUAGACAUGACUGUGACGCAACUCCACUAUAUCGCCUGGCCCGACCGCGGCGUGCCGCGCACUGUCGUUAGCUUUCUCAACUUCUUACACCUUGCCAUGGCCACUCAAAACGCCGCGCAUGCUCAAGCCAAAAAGCAGGGUGAAAAGUUUGCGCCGCCCUUGGUGGUACACUGCAGCGCUGGGGUCGGGCGUACCGGCGUCUUCAUCCUCAUCUACUCAGUUCUCACAUACCUGCCCUAUGUUGACAAGGGUGGGAAGCACACGAUUGACGUGCUUGCAACCGUGCGUCGCAUGCGUACCUUCCGACGAUACCUCGUGCAAACGCAAGAGCAGUACGAGUUUUGCUAUUCAACCAUCCUU
This is a messenger RNA of Monosiga brevicollis MX1, 555 nucleotides long. RefSeq lists its product as uncharacterized. The transcript has a single exon. Gene Ontology annotation, biological process: protein dephosphorylation. NCBI's taxonomy places the organism in Eukaryota, Choanoflagellata, Craspedida, Salpingoecidae. Gene Ontology annotation, molecular function: protein tyrosine phosphatase activity. The annotation marks the transcript as partial. The record is from RefSeq and is a predicted model, not a curated record.